Plutella xylostella (diamondback moth) is the source of this 402-nucleotide messenger RNA. RefSeq names its product zinc finger X-chromosomal protein-like. Gene Ontology annotation, cellular component: nucleus. Gene Ontology annotation, molecular function: DNA-binding transcription factor activity, RNA polymerase II-specific. The record is from RefSeq and is a predicted model, not a curated record. NCBI's taxonomy places the organism in Eukaryota, Metazoa, Arthropoda, Insecta, Lepidoptera, Plutellidae. Gene Ontology annotation, biological process: regulation of transcription by RNA polymerase II.
UUCAGGUACGAAUGUGAAAUGUGUCAUCUAAAAUUCCCAGCGUCAUCUCGGUUGAAACAGCAUUUGUUUGGCUUCCACAAGCGACCCGGCCCGUUCCCAUGUGAAUUGUGCCCUCGGUCCUACUUCAAUAAGUUCAGAUUGGUUCGGCACUGCGCCUCAGUUCACAAGAUUGGUACCGUAACACAGAAGGAGAAGAAUAAAAUGUGUGAAACGUGCGGGAGAGGAUUUGCAUCGAACACCGUGCUAGCGAACCACAUGCGCACGCACUCGGGCGAGCGUCCGUACCGCUGCGGCGACUGCCCCGCCGCCUUCGCGCACCACGGCGCCUACUACACGCACGUGAAGAGGCUGCACGGGAAGAUUGUUGAUAGAUACGGGACGGUCACGCGCGCUGAGAAGUAA